AUGGCCCCCAAGCGCCCUUCUGUGGACGACUCUGAGGACGGCAGAGCCCAGAAGAGAAGUUUUGCCGUCUGGGACAACAUCAUCACUGUCACCGUUGGCCCGGAGAAGCAAGAAGAGAAGGCCGUCCACCUGCCCGAAGACAACCCGGCCGGCUUCGCCAUCAUCGUCGAGUGGCUGUACGCGGACAAGAUCGCCGAGAAUCUCGAUUGGGGAUGCAUGCUGCGCGCGUACAACGCGGCCCGCCGAUUUGGCAUGUCCGACCUGCAGAACGCCCUCGUCGACGUGCUCCGGGCCCAGUUUGUGUCCUGGAAGCUCAAUCCGGAGUGGGCAUCGUACUUCUGGAAGAACACGAUCGAAGGAUGCCCGCUGCGGAAGCUGGUUCUGGACCUAUUUUACCACCAGGUCCUGAGGAAGCCGGAUGCGUACAAGAAGGGCGCCGACGCCGCCGAAGCGAAUGGAAAGUACGUGACGGAGAUGGAGCAGCUCACGGCAAACGCGCAGCUUGUGACGGCGCUGUUCUGGCGCUUUGCCGACCCGGCAGAUCGUCCGUCCAAAGAAGCUUUCAAAAUGAACACCUGCUUCUAUCAUGUCCAUGAGGACGGCAAGGAGUGUACUUGACUUGACACCGGACCUGACCUCAGCUAACAGAUGACUAUCUUUGCCUUGAUGAGUGAGAGGUAGAAUCGUCUAUGAACUUCGUUCUACCCAGAUAAACCAGCCAGCAACUCCUCUAUGAGCUGUCAAGGCUGUGGAGAGGGAGAGCGACCAGGUACUUGAGGAGAGCGAGCGGAUGGUGUGGAGACUAUGCUAGGCAUGAAACUUCGACAGGGCACAUUCUCGGAAGGACAGAGAGCCAGCCAGUGCCUUUAUCAGGGCUGUUGUUGGUGACUCGAGAUGCUGUUGAUGAUCAGGCUCGUGGAGCUUCGACAAUGGUAG
Messenger RNA from Cladophialophora immunda, 936 nucleotides. RefSeq lists its product as uncharacterized. The record is from RefSeq and is a predicted model, not a curated record. The transcript has 3 exons. Lineage: Eukaryota; Fungi; Ascomycota; Eurotiomycetes; Chaetothyriales; Herpotrichiellaceae. The coding region runs from base 1 to 618 and encodes 205 amino acids.